Messenger RNA from Acyrthosiphon pisum (pea aphid), 1597 nucleotides. Its product is annotated as fizzy-related protein homolog. Lineage: Eukaryota; Metazoa; Arthropoda; Insecta; Hemiptera; Aphididae. The record is from RefSeq and is a predicted model, not a curated record. Gene Ontology annotation, cellular component: anaphase-promoting complex. The transcript has 2 exons. The coding region runs from base 1 to 1503 and encodes 500 amino acids. Gene Ontology annotation, biological process: anaphase-promoting complex-dependent catabolic process; positive regulation of ubiquitin protein ligase activity; positive regulation of anaphase-promoting complex-dependent catabolic process. Gene Ontology annotation, molecular function: protein binding; anaphase-promoting complex binding; ubiquitin ligase activator activity.
AUGGAUGAAGGAAUGGAUCCGACAUUUGCAAUGAGACUGAGGGCGCAGCUGUCCAGGAGUCCUGACUAUGUUGUUUUGAAAAACCGUCAAAUGCAAGUAGCAGCAGAAUCGAAGUCACAAUCCGUAGAGAAAGAAAAUACAUUAUUAGGUUUUAAAAGACUUGAAGAAAUGGAGGUUGAUGAUGAUCCAAAUCAAUUAAAAUCUUUUAAAAAAUUUAAAACUGAUCAACCAUGUACAUCUGUUCAAACUUAUGAUCAGUUUAAUGGUUUUCGAGCUGAUCGGUUUAUACCUUACCGGGAGGCACAUAACCUUUCAGCAAGGUUUAAUAUUAUAUCAGAUAUUAGAUAUGGUUUAGAUUAUGGUAAGAAAGAUUUUCAAAGUGAAGCAGCUAACAAAGAUAAUGCAUACAAAGCCAUUCUUCACAAUGAACUGCUUGGAUCGAGUUAUUCAAUCACGGGUUCCUUAUUCUUUAUCUCCUCUUGGCUCCAAAAGUCAAGAAAUUUACGGUCGCCACGUAAAAUACCUCGCAAAAUUUCUAGAGUACCUUAUAAAGUUCUUGAUGCCCCUGAACUGCAAGAUGACUUUUAUUUAAAUUUAGUUGAUUGGUCAUCUUCAAAUUUACUUGCUGUUGGGCUGGGAAGUUGUGUAUAUUUAUGGUCAGCAACUACAAGUAAAGUUACAAGAAUAAGUGAUUUGUCAUCUGAUGGUAAUGUUGUUACUUCGGUUGCUUGGAAUGACAAAGGCAAUUAUUUAGCCUUUGGUACUCAAGAAGGAUCUGUAGAAGUAUGGGAUAUUGCUGCAGAAAAGCAAGUCAACAGUUUAACUGGGCAUGCGGGUAGAGUCGGUGCUAUUGCAUGGAAUGGUGAUGUUGUAUCAUCAGGAAGUCGAGAUCGUAACAUAUUUUUAAGAGAUAUGAGAGGUCCAAGUUUAUCUACAUGUAGGCGAUAUGCUGGUCAUCGGCAAGAGGUUUGUGGACUAAAAUGGUCUCCAGAUAACAGAUACCUAGCAUCUGGAGGAAAUGAUAAUAGACUAUAUGUGUGGAAUACACAUGCAUAUACUCCACAAUUGACAUAUCACCAACAUACAGCUGCAGUGAAAGCAAUUGCAUGGUCACCUCAUCAAAGAGGUCUAUUGACUAGCGGAGGAGGUACCGCUGACAAAUGUAUACGAUUUUGGAAUACGCUAACUGGACAGCCAAUGCAAUGUAUUGAUACAGGAUCACAAGUUUGCAAUCUUGCUUGGUCGAGGAAUACUCAAGAGUUGGUUAGUACACACGGAUAUUCUCAAAAUCAAAUAGUUGUUUGGAAAUAUCCUUCGAUGAGUCAAAUUGCCAAACUCACAGGCCAUACAUUCAGGGUUUUGUAUUUAUCCAUGUCCCCGGACGGAGAGUCCAUAGUAACAGGAGCUGGAGAUGAGACAUUAAGAUUUUGGAAUAUAUUUUCAAAAGCACGUUCACAUAAGGAACCCAAAUCGAAACUAAACCUUUUUACAAACAUUCGUUAAGCGGUGUGUAUUAUUACAAUUGAUCCAUAAAUUUUAAUCAUGUCUUGAUCUCUCUUUCUUAUAUAUUUUAUAUUUUGUUUGCCUUUUAGCCAUU